Molecule: messenger RNA, 864 nt
Organism: Lachancea nothofagi CBS 11611
Lineage: Eukaryota; Fungi; Ascomycota; Saccharomycetes; Saccharomycetales; Saccharomycetaceae
Source: the annotation of a GenBank genome assembly
AUGAGCAUUUCUGGCGUGUCGGUGGCCGCUGAGCCCGCGAAACUUGUACAUAAGGGCAACGCCAAUAUUUUAAUUAGAUUCAACGAUUUCACUCGUCUUGAGCGUUGUUGUGUGAGGUUUCAGAGUCUCAAUCGUAAUAAUAUCUAUACCUUAGAAAACUACCAGUACCUGGAACGCGAAGUUACCCCACUUCUUGGAGAUUACCUGGUGCGCACAAGAAAGGUUGCACGUAAUGUUCAACUACUGGAUCUGCUUCUCGAGGAGUUUCGAGUUUCGCGGGACUGUUCAGAGGUUUUUGUCUUGGAAAUGGAGAAUCUGACUUUUGGCAUGGAUUCUGUGUUAUCAGUGGACCACUUCACCAAAAUACACAAAUGCAGUAGUUCCACAGCAGUUGUAUGGGAAUUCAAGCCAAAGUGGUGGUGUGAAACUGGCCACAUUUGCAGAAAUUGCACUUUAAAUAAUGUUAAGGGACGCCGUAUCCCCUACUGCUAUAAUAUGAUACUGGCAGAACCAGGACUUUUAAGACUUUGGUUAGCCGAAUAUCGGCUGCCGUCACAAUUCUUUACAGAUAUGGAGCUUUAUCUAAGAAGCAGCGGGAACGUUUUGGCAAAACUUUACGAGAUUCAGGCAAAACUGACCCAUAGUGUACCAAAGUUAGGCGAUCUGAAUGGCGAAGUGGAUGUUUCAGAAACGCUAGCGCUGUUGAUGGCAAUGCGAGAUGUGUCGUGUUUUAUCAAGUGGGAUCACGAAAAUCCAAUACGGGCGAAGAUUGUGGAUGUCGAUCUGAAACCCAAGUCCAAGUGGGCACAAUGGAUGUCUCAGCAGAGCGUCCUUGAUGAAAGCAAUAUGAAAGUAUCUCACUAG